ACAUGGAGUUCAGGAACCAAGAUUGGCCCAGCCAAUUAUGUAUCCCCACCCGGGGCAGCUAUCACAUUUUGCCCCGAUCGAAUAAACUGAGCUGUCCCAGAUGUCCGGUUAUCGAAUUCCGUUUCAUCCCCAGUUCUAUGUUAUGCUUCAGAUAGGUAUCAAGCAACCCACCCUUUACGGAGCCCAAGAGGCGAGCCAAGAGUAUGUCCGUCAUGAGUGGGGUUUGCCUUUUCUAUUUACUCUUCCACUCGUCGCGCGUGUGUUCAGUAUUUAAAGCUCCCGUUACAGCUAUCUGUUUUCGUUUCAUUUUCUUCCUCUGUUCCCAUCCACAACGACUUGUUGAUAAUCUAUGUUAAUAUUAUUCCUCCUUUGACAGCCAUCAUGUCUACCGGAAUGUUGAAAGUUGAGGGUUCGAGAGUUGUUGACGCAAAUGGCCAAACAGUGGUCCUUCGUGGGACAGCCCUGGGAGGCUGGAUGCUUAUGGAAAACUUUAUGAACGGAUUUCCUGGUCGGGAAUGUCAGAUUCGCGGUGCUCUUCUCGAAGUCCUCGGACAAGAGAAGUGUGAGUACUUUUUCGACAAGUUUCUCGAGUACUUUUUCACUGAAAAGGAUGCGCAAUUUCUUGCGUCGUUGGGUUUUAACUCUCUCCGUUUACCUUUGAAUUAUCAUCACUUCGAAGAUGACAUGAAUCCAAUGGUCAUCAAAGAGGAAGGAUUCAAGCAUGUUGACAGGGUUGUUGAGCUCUGCGCGAAAUACAAUAUCUACACAAUAAUCGACCUGCAUGCUGCACCUGGUGGUCAAUCUCAAGAUUGGCAUUGCGAUAAUCCCACAGGAUACGCCGCCUUUUGGGACCACAAACAUUUCCAAGAUCGGGUCGUCAACCUCUGGGAAGUGAUCGCUGCUCGAUAUCGAUCGAAUGCUUGGGUCGCUGGAUACAAUCUUUUGAAUGAGCCAGCCGACAAGCAAUGGACACGCCUGUUGGCCUUUUACGACCGAAUCAUACCCGCUGUUAGAGCCAUUGACCCAGAUCACAUCCUCUUCCUUGAGGGAAAUACUUUCAGCAUGGACUUUUCUGGGUUCGACAAAGUCUUCUCAAAUAGCGUUUAUGCCGUGCACGAUUACUGCGGCUUUGGAUUUCCCAACAGAAUCGGCAGAUACGUGGGUGAGAAAGAUCAAGAUGCUUACAUCCGAAAAAUGUAUGACCGAAAAGUGGAGUUUAUGAAGCAGCACAAUGUCCCAAUCUGGAAUGGCGAAUUCGGCCCAAUAUAUGAGAAGGAGAGCAAUCCCGAAUGGAAAGUACAGAACGAAGAGAGGUAUAACAUGCUCGAUAAGCAGAUGGAGAUCUAUACUUCCGAGGAAAUCGCGUGGUCUAUAUGGGCCUACAAAGAUAUCAACAUCAUGGGCAUGGUCUUUGUCAAUCCAGACUCGGCAUGGAUGAAGCUCCUCGGUCCUAUCUUAGAAAAGAAACGAGUCAUGGCAGUCGACUCAUGGGCAUACGACGACGCACAUCUGCAAGAAGGACUGUUUGGCCCCCUACACAAGUGGUUCGAAGACAACAUUCCAGAAGAGCACAGCAAAAAAUACCCAUGGCAAUGGCGUAUGAAUAUGCACGUCUUCAGAGGAAUCCGAGGAAUCACUUUAGCCGAGUACCUCAUCCCAGAAUGGGCUGAGUACUUCCGUGGAAAGACUUUCGAGGAAUUGGAUGAGCUGGCUGCUAGCUGGAAGUUCGAGAACUGUGUCGGAAGGGAGAGAUUGAAUGACACCCUGAAACUUUUCAGUUCCAUGAAGGCCGAUGAUGAGAGACUAGUUGGCAAGGUCAUCCAGCCAGUGGCAUUGACAAAUGGGCAAAAAGAAGGCGUCUUUGAACUAUCGCCUGCUGAAAAGGCAAGAUUAAAGGCAUCAAUUAAAGAGAUCAGAGUAAAUGCAUAGCUCCAUAAUUCUAAUAAAUUCUAAUUUUAUUACCCCC
Messenger RNA from Cadophora gregata, 1966 nucleotides. RefSeq lists its product as uncharacterized. The coding region runs from base 382 to 1929 and encodes 515 amino acids. The transcript is spliced from 5 exons. Lineage: Eukaryota; Fungi; Ascomycota; Leotiomycetes; Helotiales; Ploettnerulaceae. Gene Ontology annotation, biological process: glucan catabolic process. The record is from RefSeq and is a predicted model, not a curated record. Gene Ontology annotation, cellular component: extracellular region; cell surface. Gene Ontology annotation, molecular function: beta-glucosidase activity.